Rotaria sordida is the source of this 441-nucleotide messenger RNA. NCBI's taxonomy places the organism in Eukaryota, Metazoa, Rotifera, Eurotatoria, Philodinida, Philodinidae. The record is from the annotation of a GenBank genome assembly.
AUGAACAUCUAUUUUUGUGGUAGUAUUCGAGGUGGUAGACAAGAUGUGGCUAUUUAUCAACAAAUUGUUACUUGUCUUAAAUCAUAUGGUACAGUUUUAACUGAACAUGUUGCUUUUCCUGAAUUAGAACUUGUAGAAAAAAAUUUAAAUGAUGCUGAAAUUCUUGAACGUGAUAUGCAAUGGUUAUCCAAAGCUCAAGUAGUUGUUGCUGAAGUAACACAACCAUCAUUAGGUGUUGGCUUUGAAAUAGCACGAGCUAUUACAUUAAAUAAGCCUGUACUUUGUCUAUUUCGUCCUUCAAGUGGACAACGUCUAUCAGCUUUAAUACGUGGUUCAGCAAAUAAUCGUUCAUUUUUUGUUGGUAAUUAUGAACAACGAGACGAUUUUGAAAAAUUUAUACAAGAUUUUAUGGGUUAUUGUUCGCAAAAGCGUACAGUUUGA